GCCGCUCGCGCUGCUCGGGGCCGCGGCUCGCGGAGGCCGGCACUUGCUCCGAGGUCCGCGCGCCGCGGAGCGCCGGCCAUGCGGUCCCUGUGGCUGGCGCUGUGCGCGCUGGCGCGCCUGUGGCCCGGGGCCCUGGCCGGCUGCGCCGAGGCGGGGCGCUGCUGCCCCGGCCGGGACCCCGCCUGCUUCGCCCGCGGCUGGAGGCUCGACCGGGUCUACGGGACUUGCUUCUGCGACCAAGCCUGCCGCCUCACCGGGGACUGCUGCUUCGACUACGACAGGGCGUGCCCAGCUCGCCCGUGCAUCGUGGGGGAGUGGAGCCCCUGGAGCGGCUGCUCGGACCAGUGCAGGCCGGGGACCCGCGUGCGGCGGCGCCUGGUGCAGCAGGAAGCCCUGAACGGCGGCGCGCCCUGCCCGGCCCUGGAGGAGAGAGCCGGCUGCCUGGAGUACUCGACGCGGCGGGGCCAGGACUGCGGCGGCGCCUUCGUCCCUGCCUUCAUAACUACCUCUGCAUUCAACAAGGAGAGAACAAGACAAGUUGCCUCCCCGCAGUGGCCGACAGACACACAGAAUGCCAGGUACUGCAUGGAGUUCAAGACCGAGUCACUGACUCACCACUGCGCCAGGGAAAACCGCCCUCUGACGCGAUGGAUGCAGUACCUGCGAGAGGGGUUCACAGUGUGUGUGGACUGUCAGCCUCCAGCCAUGAACUCUGCAAGCCUGCGCUGUUCCGGAGACGGCCUGGACUCCGACGGAAAUCAGAUUCUCCACUGGCAAGCAAUUGGCAACCCUCGGUGUCAAGGAACUUGGAAAAAAGUUCGGCGAGUAGACCAGUGUUCUUGUCCAGCUGUGCACAGUUUUAUAUUUAUAUAGACCGCGAGGUAAAUAUCUCAGUCUGUUUGUAAACAGGCUAAAUACUAUCAAGUCAUGUUUAAUGCUUCAUAAACCUUCAAAAAUGGUGUGGCCGAGAUCCUGAGACACGUCGUUGCUACACUCUGAAGGAGAAAGAUCAUUUAGGUGCUAAUUUUCAAGAAACACAGCACUCAGUUGAGGACUCACCCUGAAGUGUCCUGUGGUUUUGUGUCCCUGACCUCCCACAUAGUCUUCUCAUUCAACAGGUGGCCCAUGCAACACAAAAUACAUCUGUUUGCACUAGAAUUACUACAACAUGGUCCAUUUGUUGGUAAGUUGUCAUAUUAGGGUAUCCAUGCUUUGAAUCUUGCAUUUUUUCCUCCCUUUUCUGUAAUUUUCAAAAAUGUAUACAGAUAUAUGUACACUCUCACAUACAUUUCUUAUAUGUUCUUAUACAAACUCUGAAAUGACUAAUUUCAAGCAAAAUGUCACAUAAUUUUCUACAAGACAAGCUAUUUAAGAUAUAGCAAGCAUUUUGUAAUAAUCCAAUAGCUCUGCUAAAAAUACUUAUUUUGAAGAACUAGUUAAUUGAAAAGAUCAAUGAGUUCCUUUAAAUAUACUUUUCAUGAUAAAUUUUGACACCAAUGACUGAAACAAUUAUGAAAAUUCUACCAUCAUUAGAACCUAAGAUUAUUGCUAAAGCCUGAAACUGACCAAAAUCAUCUUUGAGUCAAAUUUAGUUGAAGUGAACUCACUACUUAUUUUCUAUAGCAUAUCAUAGUCAUUUUCUUAUGUUUGGAGUGGAAGGCAGAGGAAUAGAUUAUUGAAGGCUGGGAUUUUAUUAUAGAUCCUUUGGCCUCGUACACAUAGAGUAUCAGUCUUAUGUUAUGAUUGGAGAAUCAGUGAGAUGAAGUGGCUUAAGCAUCUGGAAUGCCAAGUGAUUCUUCAAGUCGGCCACAGAACCAAGCCCGGCUUCUCAUACAGAACUCGGCUUUGAUGGAAAGCCAGACUAUGCCAAAGACUGUGCUGUAAAAGCGCAGCCCUUUUCAUUUUCUUUUUUAACAAAUCUUAAAUCCAGGAUAUUUUCUUUGAAAAACUGAAUCUCAAGAUUUAAACUGUAUGAAAUUCAUUUGUAUAAAAUAUUAUACACUAGCAAAUGAUUUACAUAUUUCUCUGUACUUACCAUGUAAUGACAGAAUGACAAUUACAAGCUUAAUAGAGAUGGAAAAUAUUUAAUUUUAAUGUGGAGAGUAUUCAAUUUCUUGACUAAAUAUUCAUUUAACCAUCUGUGUGAUUUUUGUGGUAAAUUAAAUUCUUCAGAAAUUAUUAAUAAACAAAUUUAUGUCUCAAGGUUAAGAGUUCAGUAUUAACAUUUUAUGAUCAUUUCUAACAUUUGUCAAGCAAGGUUUUUGAAAAUAUACCUGGGUAAUUUUCAAUGUUACUUAAAAUUUUUAUACCAGUAAAUAAACUGUUCACAUUUUAAAAA
Messenger RNA from Myotis myotis, 2338 nucleotides. RefSeq names its product somatomedin B and thrombospondin type 1 domain containing (gene SBSPON). The transcript has 5 exons. NCBI's taxonomy places the organism in Eukaryota, Metazoa, Chordata, Mammalia, Chiroptera, Vespertilionidae. The record is from RefSeq and is a predicted model, not a curated record. The coding region runs from base 79 to 873 and encodes 264 amino acids.